ACGUGUUCACGUUCACCUCCCCUACCAACGACACAUCGGCGCGAGCGAUCGAUCUCUCUCCCGGAGAUGGCAUCCGUCCGGCCGUGCGCCGCCGCGUCGCUGCUGCUCGCCGCCGCCACCGCUUUCCUCGUCGGCGCGGCGGGCGGCCAGCAGCUGAGCCCGGACAGCCCCAUCCUGAGGGACCCCAACGUGAUCCCCAUCUACAUGACCCCUGGCUCGUCGCCCACCGUGGCGAGCUGCUACAACCAGAGCAACCCGGCGUCCGGCCCCGACUGCACCCUCGCGCCUCGCGCGUGCCCGCGCGGCUGCCGCGACAUGUGCUACGUCCACUGCCCCUCCUGCAAGCUCGUCUGCCUUUGUGAGCUGACCGGCACGGAGUGCUACGACCCGCGGUUCGUCGGCGGCGACGGCAACAAGUUCCUGUUCCACGGGCGCAGGGACGCCGACUUCUGCCUGCUCUCCGACGCCAACCUCCACAUCAACGCGCACUUCAUCGGCAAGCGCAACGCGGCGUCGGCGCGGGACUUCACCUGGGUGCAGGCGCUCGGCAUCCGCUUCGGCGGCCACCGCCUGUACCUCGGCGUGAGGAGGACCGUCCGGUGGGACGCCGCCGUCGACCGCCUCGUGAUCACCUUCGACGGCGCGCCCGUCGAGCUGGGGGCCGCGCCCGCCGCCAGCUGGAGCCCGGCGUCCGCUCCCGCGCUGUCGGUGUUCCGCACCGGCCCGGCCAAUGGCGUGGUGGUGCGCCUCGACGGUCAGUUCCGCAUCGUCGCCAACGCGGUGCCGGUCACCGAGGAGGACUCGAGGAUCCACGGCUACGCCCUCACCCCGGACGACAGCCUCGCCCACCUCAACGUGGCGUUUAAGUUCUACUCCAUCAGCGCCGACGUGCACGGCGUCCUCGGCCAGACCUACCGCCCCGACUACGUCAGCGCCGGCGUGGACGUGGGUGCCAAGAUCCCGGUCAUGGGCGGCGCCGGGAAGUACGUCGUGUCCGACAUCUUCGCCACGGACUGCGAGGUGGCACGCUUCGCCGGCGAGGACGGCGCGCUCACCUCGCCGGUCGGCAUGGUCGACGAGCCAGCCGACGCGCUCUGCGGCAGCGGGAAGGGCAGCGCCGGCCUGGUCUGCAAGAAGUGAGGUAAGUGUAGGAGCUGGUUUUGCUCGGUGCUUAACUAUAUCUGCUCACGUGCUUAGCUGCGCGCUGCUACGGUUAUUGGUAGUAGUUCUAAGAAUAAAAGAUUUGGUAAUUUGUCGUGUGUUUAGUUGUUGGGCAACGCAGGGAUCUAUACGAAGUGUUUUCUCAUUGCCAUGAUUUGGAGUUUAGGAUAAGGUCGGCAUGAUUCGAGCUUCAAA
This is a messenger RNA of Oryza brachyantha (malo sina), 1356 nucleotides long. RefSeq lists its product as uncharacterized. The coding region runs from base 67 to 1140 and encodes 357 amino acids. NCBI's taxonomy places the organism in Eukaryota, Viridiplantae, Streptophyta, Magnoliopsida, Poales, Poaceae. The record is from RefSeq and is a predicted model, not a curated record. The transcript is spliced from 2 exons.